Messenger RNA from Rattus norvegicus (Norway rat), 614 nucleotides. Lineage: Eukaryota; Metazoa; Chordata; Mammalia; Rodentia; Muridae. The record is from RefSeq and is a predicted model, not a curated record.
AAACUGGGAAAAAGUGAGGUUAUUGAAAAUAUUCUUUCAAGUACCUUUUGGCUUAAAAUCUUGAUAAAAAUUACUUCUAAAACUCAGAUGGUUUUCCCCUGGCUGGCAGCGCGGAGGCCGCACGAUGCCUGGAGUUACUGUAAAAGACGUUAACCAGCAGGAGUUCGUCAGAGCUCUGGCAGCCUUCCUCAAAAAGUCUGGGAAGCUGAAAGUCCCCGAAUGGGUGGACACAGUCAAGUUGGCCAAACAUAAAGAGCUUGCCCCAUAUGAUGAGAACUGGUUCUACACACGAGCUGCUUCCACAGCACGGCACCUGUACCUCCGUGGUGGUGCAGGGGUUGGUUCCAUGACCAAGAUCUACGGAGGACGGCAGAGAAACGGUGUCAGGCCCAGCCACUUCAGCAGAGGCUCUAAGAGUGUGGCCCGCCGGGUCCUCCAAGCCCUGGAGGGGCUGAAAAUGAUGGAAAAGGACCAAGAUGGGGGCCGCAAGCUAACACCUCAGGGACAGAGAGAUCUGGACAGGAUCGCUGGACAGGUGGCAGCUGCCAACAAGAAGCAUUAGAACAAAGGAUGCUGGGUUAAUAAAUUGCCUCAUUCAUUAAAAAAAAAAAAAA